This is a messenger RNA of Lottia gigantea (owl limpet), 769 nucleotides long. RefSeq lists its product as hypothetical. The transcript is spliced from 2 exons. The record is from RefSeq and is a predicted model, not a curated record. Bases 77 to 682 code for a protein of 201 amino acids. Lineage: Eukaryota; Metazoa; Mollusca; Gastropoda; Lottiidae.
CCCGUUCAUUAAAGUCGAAUUGUGAAAUAUUCAAAGUGGAAUAAACAAGACACCAUAAGCUUAUAAAGUUUACACAAUGCCUCCGAAAAAGAAGAAGGGGAAGGGAAAGGGGAAAAAGAAGGGAAAGAAGAAGGAUGAUGCCACCCUGGAGCUUGAAGACAAGUACAAAAGAACUGUAGAUGAGAUCCAAGCACUGAAAGAUCAUUUAUCAAUCCGUAAGGAAUUCACUCGAAGAUCAGUGGCGUAUAAAGAUGAGAUGAGGCAACGGAUGCUGGGAGCUGAAGAAGAACUGGAGGACACUAAAUCCAACCAGAAGACAGUCAACGCAGACAUGACCAGACAGUACAAGACCAUGCAAACAGAGAUGAGUCUCCGAAUACAUCAGUUGGAAACUGAGCUAGCUCGAACUCGAUCUGGGUUAUCUCAAACUGAACUAGAACUGAAGAAAACGCGAGAAGAAAAGGACAAAAUUAUCCAAAAUCGGGAAUUGACGAUCAGUGAUCUGAAAUUGAAAAUUAACAGCAUGGAAAAGGACUAUGAAGGAAUCCUAAGAGGAGCCUUAGAUGCAUUGAUCCAGAAAGUGGAAGUAGCCAAAGAACGUUGGGAAGAACGGAGCACGACCAUUCAGUCUAAAAAUAAAAAUGUGUUACUUGAAUUCGGUCUGAAGCCUUUAGAAAUAUAAUGGAGUUGUCUUCUCUUUGUUCUGUUGAUUUUAGCCUUAUGUUGCUGAUCUUUGAUGCACCUUUUUAAAUAAACUGUUUUUUCCCAG